GAGAUUUCGCUUCGCUGCCAGACGCAGACCCCCAGUCGUUUGCUGAUCGCGGUUCGUCAUCCGCGUCUACCUCUCUGCACCUUGAGAAAGUGUGUGACCCCCUAUCCACCUCCUAUCAGUUCGUUUGUUCGUCUGUCCGUUCAUCCGUGUUCCGCUGUCGUCUUCCAUAUAGGAUUCCAUUGCGAUAAGAAUCGAUCACACAGCAUCGAUCGAGCGAGAGUUCGGAAGAAUUGUACGUGAGAUUACGGGUCUUUUCCCGUAGCUUGGAUGCACCACAAAACCAGAACAAAAUCGCGAGAGAAUUUUUCGCGGGUGGUGAGAGUGUGUGUGGUGAAUGGUGAAAAACUCCAUUGACAGCGCCAACCAGUGCGAAUGCUGACGCUCGUUCGCUCGUGAAUGAGUUCUGAAUUUGAAGGUUAAAUCCAUUGUUUUGGCGAUCGUACGGGUGACAUCAAAACAAAAACAGAAACCGGAGAAUAAUGUGAAUAAUUUGGAAUGCAGUUCCAAAGUGCUAAUCAAAGCCGCAUCCGUUCGGGGGUGGAAGCAAAAACGAGUGCUUAAUAGUGACCAAAUCGAGUGAAUGACAGUGCUUUGUGUGAUCGCGAGAAAAAAAACCUUCACGAAGAAUCGCGGAAUUGCGGUCACUCCUUCUUGAGACGACUUCCGCCGUCACAGUCAAAAAACGUCGAUUUGUACACGAUCGAAGUAGGCGAGACGCGAACGAACAGAGCGCAAAAGCCACAAAUCGAUUUUACGUUCCCGAGGGAAGAGCUCCGGUGAAGAAAUUCCUCUUGACCAAUCUCGUUUUUUUCCGUUUUCAACCAGCUCUUUUUUCUUCUACUGCGGGAGAGUGUCGCAACUGUGGUGUGUGUUGGUGAACCGAAGAAGUUACAAGACAACGCGACCGGAGGAGGUUCGUCGCCGCCACCUUGAAGACAAAUUCUUCUUUCGACACAACAGCAACAACAGCAAAACGAGAAGAGACGCAAACAGAGAGCAGGAAAAAAAGUAGUCGACGUCUCGGUCUCGGUUGAGUGACCUGGCAACACUAGCAGCGCACAGCAGUAUAGUGUGGCUCCGAAAUUGAUUGACCCCGAAAGGGCCCUACUUUGUUGGGUGGUGAUUUUCUGGUUUUUACUUAAGUGGCGACGUGGUGAUUUCGCAAAACGAAGUGCAAUUGUUUUCGACCCGAAAAUUAGAGCCGACGACGUUCUUUUCAUUUCUGGCAGUUGGUGAAAAUAAGUUGGAAAAAAAAUCUCCUGAACUGCUUAGAGGCAGUGAGCUCAGACGAAGAAUACUCGGAGCAGGGGUUUUUGUUGAGCUGAACGAAGUCUUGUGAAUUUUCCUGCAGGAAAAUACAUGAAAGAUUUACUAGUGAAUUCGAAGAAGAAACGUUACACUGUUUAGUAGGCGAAGCAAGCGGAUUAAUUCAGGAGAAGAAGGAGCGCGCAAUCAUCAUCUUUAAGAAAUCAGCACGAAUGUUAUGGAACUGCGCACGAUGACUACUCCGAAGCAACAGCGCGAGGAUCGAAGAUACUCGGUACCACACGGAAUGCACGGCUCGCUACCACCGGGCGCAGCGGAUGAUUUGCACGCAUGGUCCAUCUACCGACAAAAUCUCAACUCAGACUUUGCCGACUCGGCCCUCGGCUCCUCGGACAAAUCGCCACAGCCGUACAGUCCACAGCACCGCAGCAAUGGCUACCGGGACGAUCAGGCCAUCUCCAAUCACCCGCGCUACGGCGGACCCAAAUCGAACCCGUUGAACUCCAACAUGUACACCUACCUCAAGUUCGGCCUUCCGCGGGUAUUUCCACCGAAUGGUGGUGGUGGAGGAGGAGGAGGAGGAGGAGGCGGUGGUGGUCGUGGCCGUAACUCGUCCAAGGCAAACGGCCGAGGACGGGUGAACCGCGGCUACCGGGACAGUACCGGUCCGGGGCCGGGGUCUUCCGGGUACGAUAGCAGCGAUAACGAAACCCACCGCGGUAGAGUGCCAGCUAAUUUAAGAAAAUAUCGUAGUGAAUCGGAUUUCCGUGCAAUUGGAGCAACAACCACCUCGCGGCCAAACUCGAGAGCUCAGGGCAUUCCGCUAGCGGCCCUGAAGCAGGCCAACAGCCGGGCCAGUAUAGCGGGGACCCACGUGUACAAUCCCUACGCCACCAAUCAACGGCAUCACAAUCUGCGGUCGCAGAGUGAGGCGGACCUGCUUGCCGAGUGGGACUACGAUGAGUCUCCGGUCUACGGCGAGACUCGACUCUACCCGGAGGAAAUCUACAACACACAAAGCAGACGGCAUUCGAUAGCGGGUCUUGUUUAUCCCAACAUUCAGGUACACUGUUUGGACGUUCUACCGGGGAUGCGAGGCGUUUCACUGCAGGCAAAGGCCGGCGACCUGUUCGCCAUCAUGGCUACUUCACAACGGGAGGGAACGGCGCUGGUGGAAGCACUGGCUGGUGUUCGGCAACGUUUGAGCGGAGAGAUCCUGGUCAAUGGUCAGCAGGUAAAUCGGCGUAUUCUGAGGCAGUUGUGCGGAUACGUUCCGGCGUUGGAGCGGGCACCUCUAGAUCCCAGGAUGAGCGUCCAGAGUACCUUGUCGUUCCAUGCAGCCCUUCGAGGUCCGUACGACCGCAGUGACCUCAAGGAACGUGUCGACAUCUUGGUGGAGGACCUUGGACUCACCGCCGUUCGCUCCGCCAACGUCAGCCGUCUGACCCAUUCGGAAAAGCAAAGACUGAACGUGGCCUGCCAACUGCUGACACAAUCCUCGAUACUGCUCCUGGAUCAGACUACGGUCAACAUGGAUAUCUUCGAUACGUUCUUCCUGGUGGAAUAUCUCCGCCAGUGGUGCAGUGCUGGCCGCAUGGUUAUCAUGACCCUACAACCGCCGACGUUCGAGAUCCUUUCCAUGUGCUCCGGCGUACUGUUGCUGUCCGGAGGCCGAACCGUAUACUCAGGAAGCCGAGCGGAUCUUCCACGACACAUGGGCCAGCUGGGUUAUCCUUGUCCACCGUUCAAAAAUCCCGCCGACUACUACCUGGACUUGGUAACUCUGGAUGAUCUGUCGGCAGCAGCCCUGCUGGAAUCAUCCGCUCGAAUCGAAUCACUAGCCAACUCGUGGGAUCACGUUAACUCGGAAGCACCACUCGCAGCUCCUGUUGCCAAUCUGCCAGAACCAACCCGCAGUGCCGGGUUCUUCGGACAAAUCCACGCCCUUGCUAAGAGGUACAUGUCAUACAAACAACCGGGAUCGCUUCUGAACUGGAUCUGCCGAUUGAUCCUGGCUGCCGUCCUGUCACUGCUCAUCGGAUGCAUCUUUUGGGACGUUCCGGCCUCCGAUCCUCAGCUGAACCUCAACGAUCGACUCGGCUUCCUCCACUGUAUCCUAAUGGUGUCCCUGUGGCCCCUGCUGAUCCUCCAAAUUCGAGACAUACAGGAGGACCGGCAGCAUGCCGAGAAGGACCUCCGGCUAAGUCUGUACGGAAGAUUUCUAUAUAUCAUUAUUCAGACGACGCUCAGCGUCCUUCCCAGUCUCUGCAUAUGGCUGGCCUAUCUCCUUCCGGCACACAGUAUGGCCGGCCUGUACGCGUCGCCGAGUAACAACGACACGAUUAUUUACAUUUACAUGGGUUACCUGCUACUCUACCUCAUGGCCAUACAAACGAUAGUGCUCUUCGUGGCGCACCUGGUGUCGUGCGGAAUCUCCGGUACCAUACUGACCACCCUGGUAAUGCUGCUCCUGUCCGCGGUCGGUGGUUACUCCAUCCAUCCGCGGAACGUGCCGGACUACCUGCAGUGGGGCGAGAUCAUCUCGCCGGAGAAGUGGAUCCUGCCGUUGCUCACCGAGCAAGAGUACAGCGUGGAAACGAUCGCCAUGCAAACCAGCCAGCAGAUGUGCCGGAACAAACAAGUUCAACACCAGGAGAUCAUCGUCCAGCAGCCGUGCCCCCCGCCGAACGGAACGGCCGUCCUGGUCGAUCACCUCCUGCUGCCGCAGGAUCACGUCCUCGAUCCGACCGACAUGUACUCCUCGACGGUGCUCGGCCUUCUGCUGACCUGUAUCGUCUUCUUCGCCCUGUCCAUGUUCGUAUUCCUGACCAACUGCCGAAAUGUGUGCCGGAGUCGAGUCGAUCGACGGCAGAAGCGGAUCUGAGCAAAGCAGCAACAGCAGCAGCCACAAACACACACAACACAACAGCAGCCUUCUUCAAAUAUCGUUAGGAUGAGAGUUCUUUCUUUUAGUUGAUUCUUUUAUUUAAAUGAAAUUAUUAGACGGUACUAAUCGGUAAUUUUAAGACACAAAAACUCGAUAGAACACCGUGGACUCUAUUGGAGAAUUUUAAUCGGAUUAUUUUAGGGAAAAUACACAUCGCAAGCCGAAAUUGUUUUCUUUGUAUGGCAAGUGUAAAGUAGCUUAAUACAAAGGGGGAAACAAAGAUUAGUGCAACAACACAAAAAAAAAUAACAAUGUUCGAGAGAUGGUAAGUAAGCGGAAACUUAGAUGAGAUAUAAAAAUAUGCAUAUAUUUUAAAAAUGAAAGAGACGAAAACAAUAGAGAAGGAAACCAUUAGGGAUAGCGUGAGAGGAGAAGGCACGGUAUCGAGUGAGGAAGCAAAAGUAGCAUCCCGUGCAUUUAAAAAUUGUGCUGAAUGCUCGUAGUUCAAUAAAAAUCCAUUUAUUUUUAACAAAACAAAAUUG
Molecule: messenger RNA, 4695 nt
Organism: Aedes albopictus (Asian tiger mosquito)
Lineage: Eukaryota; Metazoa; Arthropoda; Insecta; Diptera; Culicidae
Product: ATP-binding cassette sub-family G member 8
Exons: 9
Coding region: 1484-4150 (888 amino acids)
Biological process (GO): transmembrane transport
Cellular component (GO): plasma membrane
Molecular function (GO): ATP hydrolysis activity; ATP binding; ABC-type transporter activity
Source: RefSeq, a predicted model, not a curated record